GUUUAUGAUCUCUAUGACCAUCCACUGUCAGCUGGCGCUGGUAUUUCCGGGAUCGUAUUUCCGGUGUCGGCUUGUGCUGAUCUCAUCUCUGUGGAAACAUGGUCCUGCUGGAAAGCGAGCAGGUGAGGAACAUAGGCGGCAUUGAGCUACGUGUGGGAAUGGGAGACCAGGAGGAAUGGUCGGUAUGGUGUGGAAUGAGUCCCAUGGUACCCUGGCAGUGAUUGGCAGCCAGCACAUGGAUUGAGCAGGUGACUGCAGUGUUAGCCUGGGGGAUUGGGAGACUGCUUGUUAUGGUAACAGUCAUACUGGGAUACUAUUCACUGCUCACCCAUGGGACUUACAGCCCUAAUGUUACUGAUACCAGCAUGUAUUUCUGGACCUCUAUUACCUCUUACAUGCUGGUGGGCAUUGCAUGGAAAAUACAGCCCACAGGGUAUGGAAUAGGCAUCCCGCGGGGUAUGGAAUAGGCGCCCCGCGGGGUAUGGAAUAGGCGCCCCACACGGGUAUGGAAUAGGCAUCCCGCGGGGUAUGGAAUAGGCGCCCCGCGGGGUAUGGAAUAGGCGCCCCGCGGGGCAUGGAAUAGGCGCCCCGCGGGGCAUGGAAUAGGCGCCCCGCGGGGCAUGGAUUAGGCACUCUGCGGGUUAUAGAAUUGGCACCCCAAGGAGUAUGGAUUUGACACUGCGGAUUAUAGAAUUGGCACCCCAAGGGGUAUGGAUUUGACACUGCGGGUUAUAGAAUUGGCACCCCAAGGGGUAUGGAUUCGACACUGCGGGUUAUAGAAUUGGCACCCCAAGGGGUAUGGAUUCGACACUGCGGGUUAUAGAAUUGGCACCCCAAGGGGUAUGGAUUCGACACUGCGGGUUAUAGAAUUGGCACCCCAAGGGGUAUGGAUUCGACACUGCGGGUUAUAGAAUUGGCUCCCCAAGGAGUAUGGAUUCGACACUGCGGGUUAUAGAAUUGGCUCCCCAAGGGGUAUGGAUUUGACACUCUGCGGGUUAUAGAAUUGUGGUCCCACGGGGUUAUGGAUUUGGCACUCUGAGUGUUAGAGAAUUGAUGUCCCGCAGUGCCCUGCAUGAUAUGAAAUAAGUGCCCCGCAGCCUGUAGAAUUGACACACCACGUGCUAUGGAAGACCGUCUAUUUAGUAAGUCUAUGUAGUUAAAGGACACAAGUUUAAUUGAAAAUAAAUAAAAAGGGGUACUAAAAUAAUGUUGGCUUUUAGGAACACUUUAGUUUUAGGAAUACAAAGAUAUAUUCCUGGCACUAAAGUGACCAUCUGCCCCUGUGGCUUUUUCCUAGAGUCAAACUUAGUAAAACUGCAGGCAACACAUCUACUGGCUGUUUUGGCAGCCCCAGUCUGCCUAAUGGUAAAUCUGAGCAAAAGUUACGUCUGUCAUAAACACACACUGUGCGCUGAUAACAGAAAUACUGCGCUUGUACCUUUGCAGGGAGUGCCUGCAACGGGACGUUUAGAUCUUCCUCUGUGCACUUAAUACCUGCCUCCCAGCAUUUACUGUUCACUUUUUUUAUUUUUUUUUAUUUUUUAUUAUAAAUAUUUCUCUCCACUAUCCAACCACCACUCCUCGCAAAGGCUAAGAGCCUGCGCGUAUGCUCUGAUGGGUGAAAAUGGACCAAUAGUAUGCUUUUCUAUGAGAAGUAUUUGAUUGCAUCACAGAGGGGAAAGGAGUGAUGAUGGUGUGAAAUGAGUCCUAUUAAAAUCCUGGUAUCGGUUUCCAGGGGCAAUGAUUGACAUCCAGGACAUAUAUUGAGUUGGUGACUGCACUGUCUCGGGACAUCUUUGUAAGGGAGAAACUCCCAGGUCUCGCAGGUAUGUAUAAUCCGCGCUCAGUCCAAUAAAGUCUAGAUUUGGCCGUUAUAAUUAGGCUUUGGUUCCAGAGCUCUGCCGCGGUGCGUCUGGCUGGUGGCCAGGCACCGCCCCCCUCCAGUUUUCUUUUUUAAUUUUACAAAGCAUUAUUUUUAACAACAAAAAUAGAAAAUUUAAUUCUUAAAGGGUCACUAUAGUCACCAAGACAACUACAGCUUAAUGUAGUGGUUCCGUUGUCAAUAGCCUGUCUCUGCAGGCUUUUCAAUGUAAAUGCCGCCUUUACAGAGAAAAGGCAGUGUUAAUAUUACUGCCUUACAACACCUCUAGUGGCAGUCACUCAGACGGCCACUAAAGUGAUUCUUAUCUCGGUGCAGCACCUACAUUCAGGGUCUCCACGCUCUGCAUGGAUGCGCUGAACGUUCCCAAUAGAGAUGCAUUGAUUCAAUGAAUCUCGAUGAAGGGAUGCUGAUUGAUGAAACAAUUUGCAGCACUGGUGCAAUAGCUUCCCAAUUCUUUCCUAAGGGAAAGCAUUGGAUUGGCUGAGAUUAAUAAGCAUGGUGAUUUCAGACCUAGAGGCGGGCCAAGCUGCAGGGAGACUAGCACAGCCUGGCAAAAAAGUGAAGUAAAAACACCAUUCCUUUGUUGUCGAAGGUAGCUGGUCACCUAAACAUACCCGCUCUCUGACACAGAAGCUUUAAUUCCGUCUUAUUCCACCCAGCCUUCCUACCUUUGGGAGAGCUGGAGUCCAGUGGGUGGGAGGCUUGUUGAGAGUGGAGGAGGAUGGCCAGCUGUGUGUACUGUAGGCAGAUGGCGAGGAAGCUAUGAUCUCCAUGCUCUUCUACCUUCGAGCGCAUCUUAAUGCUGCUGGGGCUGGAGUGACCUCAUAUUCAGGCCCCAAUAAGCGCCGCACGAGUAAGUAAAGCAGGGAGCUCACAGCCUACAGUAUGCACUGCCGUCAACCCGCCUUGGAGGGCACCUUUCACAAAUCACAGGCGCCAUGCCACAAUUUCCCGCCACCAUGGCGACCUGUCAUCUAGCAAUUAGGGCUACAUAAAUGACUUGAAUAUGCUAAUGUUGUUUUGUUUCUAAAAAUUCCUGAACACUAUAAUCACUACAGCCUACUGUGUUGGUAUUAGGAGAGGCAUAAUCUGUCCAGCUAUGUUGGCACUGUUUGAUUAUAACUUGUAACUGGUGGUUGUGGUGCCGGGAAUGCCCUGAAGCCUUCCCAGAGUAAUUUGCCAAGCCAUUUUAUCAUGGCUUGGCAUCUUACCUGAAUAAGUAAUGCAGGAGAGUCAGAUUCACUGCCGGCUCUUUAGUUAAUGUGGCUGCCAUCGCGGGGUAUAUUGGAGGCGGCUGGCAGCACGGAGGCGGCCGCCCUGAAGGAUAUGGAGAGUCAGAGUGAGUGUGUGUGCGGCUGUUAGUGUGUGUGUUUGCAUUUAGGAACCUCCCCUCUCCGAUUGCAUGAGUAAGGUGAUUUUACUCUCCUUUUUUCCCACGCCGUGCCAGAUUGGCUGUGGCUGGUCCCACUUCCAUGGCUGGGAUUAGCAAUCUUUAUGAUCUCAGCUAAACCAAUGCAUUCCCUUAGGAAAGCAUUGGGAGGAUUUUGUGCAUGCGCAACAAAUGUACCAAUCCAUUAAAUUAAUACACCUCCAUGAGGAACAUUCGUCGCCUCCAUGCAGUGCUUGGAGAUCCUGAACGUGCGUGCUGCACGUGGUGCAGCAGUGACCCAGGACUCUAGUGGCCAUCUGAGUAACUGUCACUAGAGGUGUUACUAAGCAGCAAUGUAAACACUGCCUUUUUUCUGAAAAGUCUGCAGGGACAGGCUAUAGACACCAGAACAACUACAUCAAGCUGUAGUGGUUCUGGUAACUAUAGUGUCCCUUUAAUAAUUGGAUGAAAAUAAUAGGAGAAAGGCUGCGCACACAAGUAGAAAUAAAGUCCAAUGUAAAGGAAAGUCCCAAUGUUUUUAUCCUUACAGAUGGUCUUUGCUAGUGACGUCUUCUCUUAAUGUAGCCGUUCCACUUAUAUGAAAGAAAAAAGAGGAGAGAGAAGGGCGACCAAUAGUGUAGUAUAUAAAAUUCUGGUGUGAACAUAAAAUAAUAAUAAUAUAGAACUCACAUUUGCCAGAGCUAUUGUCCUAGCUCUGGGUUAUGGCGCAUACAGCGGUUUAAUCCCCGCUUGUAGGAUUUAAAUGGGUUCCUCUCUGUGGUAGGUGUCCAAUUCUCGGAAUAAAAGAAACAGCCGAUAGUGCUCACUGUAUAGCAAUAUGGAUAAAAUAAUAAAAGAAUGUACUUACAAAGCAGGAGCAGAUUUACUGCUCCGUGAUGACAGCUUGGGUGGAUUGAUCCCCACCUAGGAUUUCUUUAAGUACAGGAAACUUCCAGGGAUUCUCAAGGUUUUUUUUAAAACCAGUAAAAAAGGAUAAAAUAAUUAAAAAGGCCAGGAUAAUAAAAAAGAAAAUUAUGUGUCUAUAAAAAAGAUUAUUGGUACAAACAGAUAACCAAAAAUACUUUAAUAUAUAAAAGAACACAAUAAUUAAAUUUCCAUAACGCGUUUCGUCAAAGACUUUUUCAAAUGGAAUAACCAUGGUUAUACUCACAUUUGGUAGAGCUUAAGCCAGUUCUGGUGUGACUAGCGUAUAGCGGUACAAUCCCUACUUAUAGGAUAUAUGGUGCGCUAACUUAGGGUUCUCUUUCCAUCCUUGUCCUUCUUCCUUUUUCCCUCUGGAGUUAGCUGCUUUUAAACAUUAAUUUCUGUGCAGUAUUAUCCACAGGGUAUGAAUAACCAUGGUUAUUCCAUUUGAAAAAGUCUUUGACGAAAAGCGUUAUGGAAAUUUAAUUAUUGUGUUCUUUUAUAUAUUAAAGUAUUUUUGGUUAUAUGUUUGUACCAAUAAUCUUUUUUAUAGACACAUAAUUUUCUUUUUUAUUAUCCUGGCCUUUUUAAUUAUUUUAUCCUUUUUUACUGGUUUUAAAAAAAACCUUGAGAAUCCCUGGAAGUUUCCUGUACUUAAAGAAAUCCUAGGUGGGGAUCAAUCCACCCAAGCUGUCAUCACGGAGCAGUAAAUCUGCUCCUGCUUUGUAAGUACAUUCUUUUAUUAUUUUAUCCAUAUUGCUAUACAGUGAGCACUAUCGGCUGUUUCUUUUAUUCCGAGAAUUGGACACCUACCACAGAGAGGAACCCAUUUAAAUCCUACAAGCGGGGAUCAAACCGCUGUAUGCGCCAUAACCCAGAGCUAGGACAAUAGCUCUGGCAAAUGUGAGUUCUAUAUUAUUAUUAUUUUAUGUUCACACCAGAAUUUUAUAUACUACACUAUUGGUCGCCCUUCUCUCUCCUCUUUUUUCUUUCAUAUAAGUGGAACGGCUACAUUAAGAGAAGACGUCACUAGCAAAGACCAUCUGUAAGGAUAAAAACAUUGGGACUUUCCUUUACAUUGGACUUUAUUUCUACUUGUGUGCGCAGCCUUUCUCCUAUUAUUUUCAUCCAUCCAGUUCUAAAGGGUCUGAGGGAUCCCCUUUUAAGGUUGCUGCCUAUAAGUUAUCUAGCGCUGUCUCAUUUCCAUUUUCUUGUCCCUUUAAUAAUUGCCUUUUCUUGUUGAAAGUGACUGGCUCCUAACUUUUUUAGCUCGCUCCUAGAUUCCAAACAAAUUUGUCAAGCCCAGCUGUAAUGUCAAGAUUAAUUUGUGCAUAUAUACAGUGACUAAUGUUGGAAUUUUUUUCUCUCUCUUGACAGUUUCUCACUGAAUUGACGCGAUUGUUCCAGAAGUGUAGAACAACAGGAAGUGUUUAUAUCACUUUGAAGAAGUGUAUGUAUAACUGUCACCCGGUGGCUUGUCUAAUAAUAUAUUUUGCAUGUGUGGGUUCUAUCCUGUAUGAUUGAAUGGAGAUGUGGAUAUGGUUCUAUGCAGCUUAGUGAUUACUACUGUUGUGACCCUUAGCUAGCCAUAUCCCCAUCAUGUUAUGAGCUGAAUUAUUUAUUUUAGUAGUUCUUAAACUCUGAGAGGAAAAAGUAGGGUUGUCGGUCAAUAUUUUAGGGUGAAGCUGUCUUGUCUGAAAUGCCUCUCUUGUCACUUUAUAGAGCAUGUAGUGUAAUCCACUCAUUGUGCCAACAAAUGUAUAAGUGUGUUUUGGCUUGUGUUUUUUUUUUUUUUUGGCGGGGGGAUAUAUAUAUUCUAUCUAUCUCUCUUCAGCUUUACCUCUGUGUCAUCUAUUCAACUCAAGAAAAUUGUGUGAUGUUUGUGUCAUUGGGGGUGGAGAUACGUUCAGAGGAAAUUGUGAACCAUUCUCGUCAAAGCAUGCAGUUUUUGCUGAAGGUUUGGGUGACAAGAUAGAAAGUUGGAAGCCAGUUGAGGGAAUGUAUCUUUUGUAUAGCCAAUUUUGUAUGGGAUUAAGUAGUAAGCAUCAUGGCAAAUGUGUCUUGUUGUCCCAAGUCCAUCAUAUUGUCUCUGAAGUUGGUGCUCCGUUUUUUUUUUUUUUUGUUUGUUUUUUAUGUAGUUGUUUAGAGGUGAAGUAAUAAUGAAUUAUUGUAACUAAAAUAUGUUGGUGCUGUACAAAUAUUGUGAUAAUUACCAAAUACAAGGUAAUGUUGAUACAAAAACCAGAGUUGGGCUGCGCCACAAUAUAAUGAUAAAGAAUAGUCUUAUCUCAGUAUAGUCCCGGAUAGAACCAAGCCUUAAUAUAUAGAAUUGGAGUUCAAUGUAGGUCUCUGAAGUCAGGGGAUAGUGAUCCUUGCACUUAUCAAAUGUCUGAGUAUAUAUAGAAAGGGGCGAUAAGAGAUGGAAAAGAUAAUGGUGUAAUAAGUUCCCCAAAGUAUAGAUAUGACCGUAAAAUAAUAGGGUUACACUCACUUUUAAUAGAGCUUAAGCCAGCUUCUGUGUGUAUAGCGUACAGCGGUACAAUCCCCACUUAUAGGAUAUAUAGUGAAUGUUCUUGGAGCUGGAGGUAUCAAAGACCCAGAGAAAGGGUGCGAUAAGAAAUGGAAACAAUAAUAGUGCAGUAUUAUCCACAGGGUAUGAGUAAAACCGUAAAAUAGGGUUAUACUCACAUUUGGUAGAGCUUAAGCCAGUUCUGGUGUGACUAGCGUAUAGCGGUACAAUCCCUACUUAUAGGAUAUAUGGUGCGCUAACUUAGGGUUCUCUUUCCAUCCUUGUCCUUCUUCCUUUUUCCCUCUGGAGUUAGCUGCUUUUAAACAUUAAUUUCUGUAUCUAAUAGUGAUAAUUUUUUACUCUUUUUUUUUUUUUUUUUUUUUCACUAUAGUCACCAGAACAACUACAGCGUAUUGUAUUUGUUCUGGUGAGUAGAAUCAUUCCCUUCAGAGAAAAUACAGUGUUUACAUUACAGCCUAGCGAUAACUUCACUGGCCACUCCCCAGAUGGCUGUUUAAGAUCCUUCCUGGGUCAUGACUGCCUAAAAUGCAUCCAAACAUUCAGUGUCUCCUCCCUCUGCAUGCAGACACUGAACUUUCCUCAUAGAGAUUCAUUGAUUAAAUUCAUCUCUAUGAGGAGAUGCUGAUUGGCAAGGCUGUGCUUGAAUCAUGCUGGCUCUGCCCCUGAUCUGCCUCCUUGUCAGUCUCAGCCAAUUCUAUGGGGAAGCACUGUGAUUGGAUCAGGCUACCACUUCUGAUGAUGUCAGCAGACUGUUUGUUUUUCUGAGUCUAACAGCAUGCAGAGUUACAGCUUCAGGUUUGAAUACAGUAAGAUUUUUACUAUAUUUAUGGAGGCAUGAGGGGCGCAGGAGGGCUAGAUGGUGGUGUUAACACUAUAGGGUCAGGAAUACAUGUUUGUGUUCCUGGCCCUAUAGUGAUCCGUUAAGCCAAAAGUACAAAUUUCAAGCUUAUUGUUCUAUUCAUCCAUGUACUCAAUGUCCUCCUAGUCUGAGGUCGGUGUUUUAAAUAGCUUCAGGCUUCUAGGGGUUAUACGUUCAUCUAUAUAUUUCUUUAGUGUGGUAAUUUUCCAUUUUAGUUUAAUUUCAGUGCUUUCAAACUUUUUCUAAUUUGGUAAACGGUUCUUGUUGGCAAAACUGGUUUCUUAUGUAGAUAGUGCUAUUUGGUUCUGUGUCAAAUAUAUUGUUGAUAUCAAUCGUAUAGUUAUUCCUAAAUUCGAAUAUGGACACGAUAUGAAAUUAGUUUAAAAGCAGCUAACUCCAGAGGGAAAUAGGGAGAAAGACCAGGAUGGAAAGAGAAGACCAAGAGUUAGCGCACCAUAUAUCCUAUAAGUGGGGAUUGUACCACUGUACGCUAUACACACAGGAGCUGGCUUAAGCUCUAUUAAAUGUGAGUGCAACCCUAUUAUUUUACUGUCAUAUCUAUACCUUGGGAAACGGAUUGCACCAUUAUCUUUUCCAUCUCUUAUCACCCCUUUCUAUAUAUACAGACAUUUGAAAAGUGCAAGGAUCACUAUACCCUGACUUCAGAGACCUACAUUGAACUCCAAUUCUAUAUAGUAAGGCUUUGCUCUAUCCAGGAAUAUACGAUAAGAUAAGACUGUUCUUUAUCAUUAUAUUGUGGCGCAGCCCAACUCUGUUUUUUGUAUUUCUCCGAUUACCUUCAAGGGCUGUGAAGGAACCCUUGUUUAGGGUUGCUGCUUUUACUCACCUUACUAUAUUUGGAUUUAUUAGCGCUAACUCUUAGUGUUCUCUUUCCAAGGUAAUGUUGAUGGGGAUUUUCAACUUCAGUGUUUCAGGACAUGUAGAGUAAAAAGAGAUCUGUAUAAAUCAUGUGGUACUAGCUUAUGCAUACGUUGUUACAUGCAAGACAUAAUGUUUGGGGUCAAGCACAUACUUAAAAGGACACUUUAGGGACUGUAAUUACUUAAUCUCAUUGAAGUGGUUAUAGUGUGUGCCACUGUGCUGCUUGGUCUAAUGAGAAAGUAUCAGGCUGAGCAUCUAUUGGCGGAUAUGAUUGGUUGAGACUGUCAGCUGACACUGUCAUCCAAUCACAGCACCCAUUGCUGGUGUGAAUCUGUAUGGCUAGAAUGAAGUAUGUAAUCUCUGUCUCCAGUAGUAGUGCCUGGAAGUGUACAGAGCCCCCUAUUUAUUAGAUUAACACUAAAUGGAGGGACAGUGACAGGGGACUCAAAGUACUAUAGCCAUUUCAGUGACAUGAAAUAGUUAUGGUGCAUACAGGUUUUUGUUUUGGGGGGGGGGGAAGGUGGGUCUGAAUGUCAUGGUUUAUGUAAAGAACAAAAAAUGUAUAAUGAUGUUUGUGUAUCAGUAAAAGCCUGUCCAUGGGGGAGCGCCCAACCAGUUUUUGUUACAAAUACAAAACAAAAUAAUAAUUAACCUGUACAUAUCUAUUAUUAUUUUUUUGUUUUUAACUUUAGUGUAAACAUACACCUUUUAAGAUGUCUGUUUGAUAAAAUGUGUUAUGUCCUUAUUAUUAGUACUGUGGUUUCCUUUGUUAUCCCCCUCUUGUUGCUUAGAGUUUAAGAAACACAGUGUUAAAAACACCAUGUAGCCUCCUUGCCUCCCUAAAUAUAGUAAAAUCUUAGUUGUAUUCAAGUCUGCUGCUGCCUCUGACCUACCUGAUGACAUCAUCAAAGAGGAAUCUGUGAGCCAAUCGUAAUGCUUGUCCAUAGGCAGGGCCGCCAUCAGUGGGUGACAACCAUAACUCACUAUGCUCUUAUCAGGAUUUAAUUUAACACUUGUAAUUUUCAACACUAGUACUAUUUAAUUUGUUCCCCCACAUUUUUAGCGUAGGACCCACCAAUAUUGGGGUACUUUGAAAGUAGUGGUGGGCUUAACAACAUAUGGCCAUAUGGUGGAACUAAAUCCCCAUAUUUAUUCUCAGAUAGGCAUUUUAGUAGCCUUCUUUGUAUUAUAUAUUGUUUUGUAGUCUGAGUGCGCUGCAACUAUUUAUUGUUUUAUGUAUGAAGUUUGGUCACUGCGGCAGCACCUUUCAUACAAAAUGCAGGUCUUGGGAGUGCCCCCUAUCCUUUUUCUGUAACCAUAACGGUUGUCACGGGCCCGGUGGCCCUGGGGGGCCCGGCCGCCCGGGCCCCACGUGUAGCGGCGAAACUGCCGCUGGUGCACUUGCACUGGGGCCUAUCGGUUGGCCCAUGCACUGACGGCCACCCGAUGGGCCCUAUAUCUUCAGGGGCCCGGUCAGUGCUGUGGCCAUGGUAUAGCUCGACCGGGCCCCUAUAAAAAGGCCGCAGCAAGUGCUGCUGGGAGGAAGUAGUCACUUCCUCCCAGCUCACUCCGCGCAGGAGGAGCGCGCACCAGUGGAGAGGGAGAGCCUGCCGACUACUCCCAUCAGCCCCAACCACACUCCUGCAAAGACAAAGUAAGAGACAGGAGGGUGGCUGGAAAAUGAGCUAUGUAUGUCUGUGCGUAUGUCUGUGCGCUAGUAUCAAUGUAUGUAUUUAUGUCUGUCUGUAUUUGUCUGUCUGUAUUUAUGUCUGUCUGUAUGCCAUUAUGAAUGUAUUUUUGUAUGCCAUUAUGGAUGUCAGUGUCUGUAUGGAUGUUAGUAUGUGUCUGUCUGUCACUAUGUAUACCUGUGUGUAUGUCUCAGUAUGAGUGUAUGUCUGUUUCAGUAUGUGUGUCUGUUAGUAUGUAUCUGUGUCCUUUUGUAUCAGUGUGUUUGUUUUUCUGUGGGUGGUAUUUGGAGGCGGGGCCCAGACCCUGAGCUGAGUUAGGGGCCCCAAAAUUUCUGGUGGCUGCCCUGUCCAUAGGAUUGGCUGAGACUGUCAAGGAGGCAGAUCCAGCACAAGCCAAAUUCUGUCCUGGCCAAUCGCCAUUUCCUCAUAGAGAUGCUUUGAAUUAAUUCAUCUCUGAGGAAAGUUCAGUGUCUCUAUGCAGAGGGUGGAGACACUGAAUGGCAGUACUGCUUAGUGUGCAGCACUGCACCAGGAAGCACCUCUAGAUUACAGCCUAGUGAUACCUCCACUGGCCACUCCUUUAGAUGGCUACUAAACACUGCAUUUUCUCUGAGAAUCGUGUUUACUGCCAAAAGCUUGAAGGCAAUGAUUCUAUUUACCAUAAAUACAAUAAGCUGUAGUUGUUCUGGUGACUAUAGUGACCUUUUAACAUCAGGUGUGUGUGUGUCUCCCUCUCCGUCUCCCUCUCCCUCUCCAGCCUGCUUCCUGUUGUCUUCCUGAAUGAUCUUAUUAAGGCAGGCACUGCUUUGAACAUCGGGUGUCUGCCUUAAUAAGCGUGAAAUAGAGCCCUCCGACCUCAUGUGUAGCUUGACACUAAUUUCUUCCCCAACCACAUGGUGACACACCGCUUGAACAAUGGGUGCCUGUCACAUUUACUACCUGGCUCACUCCACCUACCCACAGACGGGCUCCUCUCCAACAGCGGGUGCUUGCCUCCAUGUCUCUCCAGCUCCCUCCCCUUAUAACUUGUCACAUGUAAAACUCCAACAGUGGGUGCCUGACACUUUAUUUUAAUUUUAUUAAUGAACUUUUCUCAUGAGGAGAAUAUUAUUUAACCAAAAAUCUGAAUGCAGGGCCAUCUUCAAUAUUUUCUUUUCGAUUUUCAUUUUUCCGUAAAAAACAAACAAAUGUACUUUCAAUUUCGUCAGUUAAAUAUAUAUUUGUUCUACUCAUUAAAAAGAAUAUGCCUUUAUGGUUCAUUCCCUCUACAUGGGAUUGUAGUAGUUCCAUAUAGACAUUUCUAUUCAUAAUUAAAAUAUUUAAGGACAGAGUCAAAUCUGCGUGUCUAAGUAUUGCGUCCCACCAACUUGAAAAGUCACCAGCCGCCUCUUAUUUGUGUAUAUAUGCAAUAAUAAGUAGGUGACAGUCCCCAGUUAAUGUGUGUGUAUAUGUGUUGGAUAGCCCGUUUAAAGGGUUAUUGUAUUCUAGCUUGCAAAGUAUAAUAAACCAUGGGAAUAGGCACCUAAAAUGUAGUUGGAAAUCAACUCUCCAACCUUUUAAAUGGCAGGCUUUAACACACACUCACAUAUGCGCGCAAUACAUUCCACAUAUUUUACAUUCAUAUGUAGACACAUACUGACCUAAAACUGCAGAUUUACAUUUUAUCAAAUACUUGCCACCCAUGCUGAUGCUGACUUAGAGGAGGCUGUGUAGUCUGGAGCAUUGUCUUCUUGGUAUCUGAGGGGAUGGACUAUUUCUGCAUUCUAGCAUCCUUCCCAUAUCUGUGUUAUAACAACUUUAUGGGCCUUGUUAUACAGCUCCAAUGUGUUCCCGAAAUUAAAGAAACACUACAAGCACCAUAACUACUGUGGUGCCUAUGGUGAAAGAAGUGCCCUGGCGCUAUCCCAACAUAGGUAGUCAAACUGUCUUUACUGUGGUUUGGCCACUUACCUGAGUGCCCCAGGAGCCUACACUGCAUCUGGUCCUCUCCUGCAGAAGUCUGAUGGCUGUAGAAUAAAGCAUGGUCCUGAAUGGCACUCUUUUGCUUUGUAGAGCAGGUUCUCCUGUUGGAGAAUACUGGCUGUGACUGCGGGUGCCUGGUCAUGGGAUAGCAUCCCCACCCACUAGGUACCAUAACCACUAUAACAGAAUGAAGUAGUUACAGUGUUUGGACUGUUCCUGUCAUUUUCUUUUGUGAGUGAAGCUCAUGCCAAGUGAUUUUUCCUUAACUAUUGAGGAUUGCCUCUUGUUUCAGAUAGAAAUGUAGGUGGUAGAAACAGAGGUGGAUAUGACUUUAUGGGUGGCUUAGCACGGUAUGGCCGAAUUACAUUCUAAAGCACCAUUUUUUUUAUUAAUUUUUUUUCCACAUUGAAGAUGUGUGUAUUUAUGUACAUGUUUUCAAGUUCAUUAGAUGCUUGAUAUGUGUGUGUACAUCUAUUUAUUCUCUAAAUAUUGGUUAUAAUAUAGAAUUUAACUAAUUUUUUUUUUUAUUGUUGCCCCAAAGAUGAUGGUCGAACAAAACCCGUUCCUCGGAAGGGACACACUGAGACCUUUGAGCCAGCGGAUAAUAAAUGUCUUUUGAGGGCUACUGAUGGAAAGAGGAAAAUCAGUACAGUGGUAAGUUUAUUUCCAGUAUAUUAGACCCUUACUUUGCAAAUUUUCAACUCUAUCUUUUCAUAACUUUAUUUUUAUUUUCAUUGCAGGUUAGUUCAAAAGAAGUUAACAAGUUCCAAAUGGUAUGUUUUUCCACUUUUUAAAACUGACGAAUAUAUCUCAUGAUGUAAUUGGCUAUGUCUGUGUCAAUUUUAGUUCUGUGUAUGAUCUAAACUUAUUUAAAGUGCUUUUAUGACUUGUUAAAACAAAUGUGUGUGUGUGGUGCUGCUGCGACUGCAGGACACCAAGGUAACAAUAAUGAUGCUACAUAUGAGGCCAAUUCGGUUAUUGUGUUCAGAGAUGGGUGAGAAUGUAAAUGUAGUCUUUCAACAAGACAUUAAAAUAAAUAAAUACCAAUAUGGAAUUGACCUUAAUUAAGCAUUCUGACUGCGUAGGUGUCCAGCAUUCUGUUACUUCAUCUCACAGGGUUAUUCACCAAAUUGUUGGGAACUCAGCAGGUAAAUCCAAAUGCAAGCCAAAAAUAAGCGUGUUGGAGAACCUUCCAUGGUUGGCUAUAUUUAUUUAUUUUUUUACAUUUUUGUUGUGAACAUAGGAACAAGCAAGCCUGCAGUGCCACGACAGCAGCAAGCAUAAGCAAACAUAGAGGUGACAUUUGAGAUAACAGCACGUUUUUAGGAGCCUAGAUCAGCAAACAAGUGUAGAACAGUGUAAAAGCAUGGCUAUCUCAUAAUAUGUGUAACUUAAAGCAUAUUAAACAAGCUAUCCUAAGAAGGUGUCAGCUAUGCAUUGCAUUUCUAAAACAGUAACAGGCUGUGUCUCUAUGCCUAAAACACUGAUACAGGAAUACCACUGGGUUUAAACUUUUGAUUAAAAGCAUGUUCUGUAUAUAUCUUGCAGAGCUGAGCAUCCAUGCUUUUAAGUGUGAAAUUCCUUUGUCCGUCUUGAUCACCCAACUCCGCAGGCUGGCCAUGUCCCAGAGUCCACCAUUUUGCCUGCAAUAUUCUCUCCUUUCCCUGUCAGACGGUGUAGGCUUUGUAGGGUGUCCAGCCAUUGAGUGUAACAUGAGUUGCAGUGCUUCAGCUCCGCAGAGCCUUGAUGGAAGCCCACACCCGGCGUCCGUGGGUCCCUACAUAGAUAAUGGCAAGGUCACAAGCCCUCAGGGUAUGCAGGUUCUGGGUUUCCCCCUGUAUAGACAAAUGGGCGGUUUUGAGUUGGCUCCGAGUGGCUCAAAUAUCUGAAACUGCUUCUUGGAUUGGCUGUGCAGCAGGAGGGGUAAGCACAGUGGUUUGGCAGGCGAAUCUGUGCCAAAAUUUCUGGCAGAUUACACUAAAUAUGUCUCUCCAGUUUUGGCCCUCCAGGGCCCUUCAGCAGUGCAGAGCUUUCAGCGCAGUGGCCAUUUUGGUUGUGCGACACUGCUUAUGAGGAAUUAUGGGGGGCUGCUAUUGCGGUUUCAAGCUGACCCAGUGGGGACCAGGAUAACAAGGGGGUGACAGGGCUGCAAGAGGUAGGCUUCCAGGGGCACGUGCGGUGGGGAAGAUUGUCCGCUUCCCCCUCCACAGGUACUGCAAACCCAAUAGACCUUAAGGUUCCGAACAGGUUGCAGCUUGGCAAGGCAUCCUGUUCUGGACUUGGUAAGCUGCACAAAUUAAGAUCGGUCUUCAUAUGGCUCUCUCUAAUAUGAUUAUAUAUAUAUAUAUAUAUAUAUAUAUAUAUAUAUAUAUAUAUAUAUAUAUAUAUAUAUAUAUAUAUAUAUAUAUAUAUAUAUAUAUAUAUAUUUGCGAAACUACCUAGGUUACUUGGGAGCUCCAGAGUAACACGUCCAGCCAUGUUUGACGUUAGGUCCCGCCCCCUUGUUUAGCUAUUUUAACCCAACUUUAAAUUCCUUGGUUAUCCCUGGCAAUUCAGUUUAUGGAAUAACCCUUUCCAUAACCUUCUGCUACCCUCGAAGCCAUCUGUUCUCUGGAUGCAACAUGUUGCAUUUUAUAUUGUUGUAUUAUUUGGUGUUUUAUUUGAACAUAUGAUCCUGUGUUUAGAAAAUACAUCACAAAUUGUACAGUGGUGUCUUUGCACUGCAGCAGUCAGAUGAUAUUACAAAGUGUAAUAACAUAGAAAUUUAUAUUUUUAAUUGGAGGCAUGCAGAGACACGAAGCCGUAGAACCCGUGUGAUCUUGUUUUUGCAAUAGAUCAUGAGUCCUAAUUUAAGAGCCAGAAAGACAUAUGAAAAGUUCUGUUUUAAGUUCAUACAUUUGCCUUUCUCUGAACACAUUUUAACUGAACUGACCCUUGUGAAUGUGAUUCUUUUGGGGAAAUAAUUUCAUGUGUAAUAUAAUUAGCAACGUUCUACACUAGAGGGUGAAUUAUUGCAAAUGGAGAGUGAAAUUCAUGUUAUAGUGCAAGAUAGUGCAACUUGUAUAGAUGAACUUUUGUGCUUUGCUUUACUGCUCUUCAGUAACCAUAGGACUCUAUCAGGGGGUAUUUUAAACACUGCAUACAUUGUAUUUGCUACACACAGAGGUGAAGGUGUCCACUUGUGUGUUUGUCAACCAUGGGUUGCUUUAUUUUAUUUAUUUUGGACACUGCAGUGUUCUAAUAUGUGCCAAUUGUGAUUACGUGCUAUAAAUAUGCUUAUUUCAAAGAUACAAACUAAUGCUAUCUUUACUUCUUAUCUUCCUGCGAUAAUACUCGAAAAUAAAGUGUCACAAACACAACAAAGGCUUUGACUUUAUCCAAAUGCCCUAGCAACCUGUGUGGCAUUUAUUAUAGAUUAACACCCCUGAGGGGAUUUACUUAGCUAUAACUAUAUACAGGACCCAACAUACAAAGGUCAGAGUCUACUUAAUAAUAAAACUGAGGCUUUACCUUGAUAGGGAUUCUCCAAAAAAACUAUUAUCUAUGGGAUUAAACCUAUUACAAAAAAACUCAGAUGACCCUUUAGAAGCUAUAAUUAAUUCUUGGCAAAGAGAUUUGGGAAAUCAGAUUACUUGUAACCAAUGGAGAGAAGCUCUAAAUCUUACCUAUAAACAUAUCCAUUGCCUUAAUCUGGUGGAAUGCCAUUUUAAAAUCAUAAAUAGGUGGUAUAUGAUCCCCAGUAAAAUUAAGAAGUUUAGUAUUUCAGGUAACGCCAAUUGCUGGAGAUGCAAUGUGGAAUGUGGGAACUAUCUACAUAUAUGGUGGGACUGUAGGUAUAUACAGAAGUUUUGGAAAAUGAUGUUAUCUAGGAUAAAACUUAUUACUUUGAUUUACCUAUGGCACCACAGAUAUGCCUUUUGCAAUUAGAUAUCUACCAGGUUAGUGGUAGUUCACUGCCGGUUAUCUUGCAUAUACUACUAGCCGCGAAACUUUCUAUUGCAAGGUAUUGGAAAAUGGAGUUGGUGCCUUCCUGGCCCGUAGUUAAGGAACAAAUUAAAUAUCAAUUGAAAAUGGAAGCUGGGUUAAAUAUAAAAUAUCAAGAACGCUAUAACUCCUGGUUGGCGAAGUUAGAGGCUGUUGUUGACUUAUAGAUAGAUGUCCAAAAUUUUUUCUGGGCCUAAGUCGAUAUCGAUACUAUAUUAAAAGUGACCUCAUAUGACCAUUUGAUGUUCUGUCCUGUUAUGUCCUUUUGUAUGUGGGUUGUUUACAGUGAGAUUUUUAAACAACAUAGGUGUUUUACUAAACGUAACUAUACUAUUUCAAACCUAUGCGAAAAAAGUAAUGAUGUUAAUGAUGUUAUGUGUGUCUUACUGUAUAUGUUUUAUACGGGAUGUUUUGUUAAUUGUAUCUUUUUUUUUGUGUUUGUUGCUAAUUCUAUUGUGUUAUAAAAAAAGAAAAAAAGCGGAGUUGAUGUCUCCGAAUAAAGAUUAUAUAUUGAAAAAAAAAAAAAACUGAGGCUUUACUUUACAGCUCUUAAAACGGAUUAUGUAGCAUACAACUUUUUGUGAUGUUCCUCUUUAUGAAUUAAGUGGAUAUUUCACUUAAAACAGCACAUUAUUCAUUAAUAAGAGAAAAUUACUUUUGUGGUUUUUUUUUGGGGUGUUUUCGACGUGUGUGGGUGUGGGCAACAUCCCUCUUUAAGAGGGUGAAGUUCUCAUUGUUUAUAUAUUUUUCCUGAUUGUUUGCUCAUCGUGUCUUUUUGCAAACUGUUAAAUGGUUAUACCAACAAGAAAAACCUUCCUAUAUGACCAACCCCCAAAAAGCGUAAAUGUGGGGAAGGGAUAUGCCUGCAUUGGCUGGCUGGUGCUAGCAUGUUGCAUGUGUCUCUUGGUGAGGAUACACUAAUAUUUUUUCACUCUGUAAUGACUACAUCUGAAUGUAAGUGUAUUUGAAUAUAGUAAUUGGUUUUUCUUUUUCCCCCUCCCACAGGCAUAUUCCAACCUUCUUCGUGCAAACAUGGAUGGGCUUAAAAAGAAAGACAAAAAAAGCAAAAAUAAGAAAAGCAGUGCAGCACAAUGAUGGACUGAGACACUCUCCUCAUCCCUUCAUCAUGACUUGGCUGCCACUUGGAAGGCCAAUAGUUCAGACAGAAACCACAGCCAUUCCCCUUUAUGCCACGUCGGAAGUAAAGAUCCAGGUCUCACGGCAUCUCGUUGGAUGGCAAUGAUUUGUUAAACUUGCAUACAUUGAACUUUACUUGUGUUUUUUAUUUUCAUUUUAUUUUGCAAAUUUACUGCAGUUUCACUUAAUUCAAGACAUGUAUGUAUGUAUCUUUCAUUAAAAGUACACUAAAUUCCACCCCUUACCUGGGAGUUAUUUGUUAAACAACAACAACAAAAAUCCACCAGAAUAGUUUUAUGUUCUGGAAAGCAUUGUAUUAAUUUAUUAGACUCCAGCAUGAACAGUGCACGAUGUAAUGACAAACAUAUUUGUUGUUUAACAGACAGAAGAAAACGAUUAGGAUUGCAGAAUAAUGAAGAGAAUUAUAGAGCACAAUACGUGUUUAUUUGCAAACUGAAAUAGUGCAUUUUGCGUACGGUUGUAUACAGGUUAUUGUGAGUGGUGAAAGCUUUUUGACUUGUGAUGUCCUCUGCAAGUCCUGGUCUAUUUUUUUUUUUGUUCUUUGACUUUGAGAUUUUCUGUAGACUGCUUUGAUGGUAAGGAUUGGUUACUGUGGCAAACAGACUUGUAUUCUUAUUAUAUAAAUCAGAAACAGACAAUUUCUCUUAGAACACUCAAAGCACCAAAGCCAGUACCUCUCACUGUAGUGAUUAUGGUGCCAGAAGUUCCUGGCUCCAUUCCAGUAUAACCAGCUAAGAAUCGUAUUAACGUGGUUUACACACUUUCCUGGGUCCUGUCAAGUGUUGGCACUGCAUCAGGUCUUUGUUUUGGCAGGUGAACUCAUUAGCCUCAUUCACUCGCUCAGUCCACUCAGCUGACACACUGCCAGUGAAUGAACACCUACAUCUGACUCCAUCUUUCUGUUCAAGAAGAUCAGAUGUAGCAUGUGUACCAGGUAAGUGUCAAACUGUGCUACACCUGUUUGAUACUCCUGGCACCAUACCCACUGUGCAUUGAUAUUUAGCGAUUAUGGUGCUUAAAGCGGUCUUUUAUUAAUGGUAUCUACAUUACUUUUCAACUAUUGUUAGCCAUGUUAAAUUGAAACACAAAAUUUUCUCACUUAGGAUUUUAUUGAUCAAUCCUUUAAGUACCACUAAUGCCCUAGACACAUCAUGCAAAUCCCGGUGGUUUAUUUAUGUAACUAAUUGGUGUACUGCACACUUUGACUAAUGCUUGUCCAUUUACCAAUUAAGUAUCUGAUCCUCUGGCUUUGCUGCAGUUUGUAAUGCAGAUUACUUUACAUUCUAUUUUAAGUACAAUUAGACUUAAAAAUGUGUGUGGGAGUUAGUGUGAAAUUGAUGGAUAAUCAACAUUUGUGGUGACACAGAGGUAUACAUAUGAAAAUAUGGGGGUGCCACUAGUGCUAAAUGUGUAGGUGUCUUGAGGAUGUCCCAAUCUGUGUACACCAUCUCUAUUUUUAGUGACUGUGGAGAAUGGGCUGCUGGUAACUCACAGAUAAAACCAGGAAGUGCUUCAGGCACCUUACUGUCUGCAGUGUAUUCUUAAUGCAGAAUCUUUAUUUUUAAUUUUUAUUAUAUAUUCUAUAGGCCCUACUAAGUUACGUAGUAAAAUAACAUUUGCAGGCGUACAUUAGCAGAUUUGUUUUGGUAACUGUGUUUUGGAAUGUUGGUGGAGAGCUGCAGGAGAAGGACCCUUGACCAAAUGGGCAACCGUGAGUAAAAUGCUUAAAGUGGACCAGAUAUACAUGCAGGGACCUUCAGUAAUUAUGUUUGGGAAAUGGACAAGAAAGUUUCAUUAAAUGGACCAAUCUCAGCCCAGCUGCUGGGCCAGAUGAUUCUUACAGUUGGCCUGAGAUGGAUCCAUUUACGGUCUUUGUAUUUUUUCUAAACUUGGUAAUCUUAGGCAAACACCACACAAUGGUGGUUUUAAAUCUUCCACCCAUUUUAAUUGUAUAAAGAGAGCCCCAUUUAAGCCUUUAAGGACCAAGUGUUAAAUAUCUGUCAUCUCAUUUGGGUGCCAAAAUGCAUUCUGCCAUUAAGGAUGGCUCUGCUUAUUUAACAUUUAACCCUACUGUUAAAGAGGCUCUAACUUGGAUUUCUGAUAUUGUUUCCUCUUUUCUAAACUCCAUCCUUUUGUCACAAUUGCCAAUCAUAGGAAAAAUACCUAAGAGAGAGUAGGAACCAUUUUGUCUUAUGUAUUUUUCCUAUGAUUGACAACUGUCAAAGGGUGCAGUUUAUGGCAAGCUCGACUUCCUUUAUGAAUAUAUAAAAAGGGAGAAACUUGUUUUAACCUUCACCAUUUUUUGUGAAGAUUGCCAAGUGUAAGAAACAAAUGCAUAAGACAAAAGUAGUUCCCACUUUGUCCUAUGUUUUAAAGAGAUGGAUAUAAAUAGAUCAGAAAACAAGUACAGAUGAUGGAAGAGGAAACCAUAGGAGAAAGGUACGUUUAAGGGGACAGAGCCACUUUAACAGAGUGGGACUUUCAAUUUGAGAAUAGGAUGUUAAAAUGUAUUUAUUUUUUAUGCAUAUGUCGGUAUAUUUACAACAAAAUGUCAUGAAAAUGGAAGUUUAAAAACAAAACCUUAGGUGGCAUCAUAAUGUGUAAAACACCAAUUUGUUUAAAGACCUAGAGCACAAAUAAAUAAAUGAUAUUUAUAUUAUGUGUCUGUAGAGUGAAGGUCCUUUUAUUUCAGCUUAAGAAGUACACAGUACUAUUAUUUAAUUUGUGUUUAAUACUUUAGUAUUACAUAGCAAUUGCUUUAACAACUUUAUGCAAGGUUAUAAAAAAAAAUUUUUUGAAAGCCAUUCAAUAAAUGCUAGAGCUGCAUGUACCAUUAAAAUGCUACUGGUAAAAUAACAAGUAUUAAAUGUCAACAUAGUGAUUCUGAAAUGUCUGUGUGCGUAAGAAUGCUUUAUACCACUGAUAACAUCAGUACUGUUUUAUAUAGGCACCACUAUGUGUUGUUGGGAUUAAUAAGAGGUUGUGUUUGGAACUCUCUCUGAAUUUGUUGUUGAAUUUAAAUUCAUGACGUUCAUCCAGCAAGAGAAAUUCCAGUCCACAAUAUAGCAGGCAACCAGUCCUGUUACUUUCUGGUUUGGUUAGCUUAUUUGCACUGAAGUUAAGAGGCAGCAUUUGCCCAAAGCACUUGCCUUACAAAGACUCUCAUUGAGCUGCAUUGGGAAGUCUGUGAUUGGACAGCCACAGAAUGUGUAGGCGGGGUUUGAAGAGGAGGGCUUGCAAAGGCUGCAGACAACAGAUCUGCAGUUUUUGUAAGCUGUUUUUAGAUUUAACUCCAAUGAAAAAAUACAUAAUUAAAUACAUGUAAGAUUUCAUUUAGGAUAGAUAUACUGUUUAAUGUGUAUAUAUACACUAAACAGUAAUUUUUGUUUUGGGCAGUGGAGUGUCCCUUUAAAAGGUUACUCCAAACAUCAUUCAAACAACUGUAGUGGUUAUGAUGUGAGCAAUACCCUGGCACUGUUACCUGGUUUUCCACUUAUCUGGAUUCUGCCUGGGGCCGAGCUUGAAAUGACAACGGCUACCCAGUAUCCGGCUUCAGCAGCAACCGCAUGCCGAUCCUGCUGCUCAUUCUUUGGCUAAUUAACUUUUGUGCCUAAAAUUUUCAUUAGCUAGCCCACAACUCUUGUUCCUGGCUAGCUAAUGUACGAUUGUAUAAUAUCGCUACGUGCAUUUCAUGCUGAAACACUGCACCUAUGACUCCAAGCACAAUGACCACUUCAAAACACUGAAAUGGACGCAGUGCUUGGAGUAACCUUUUAAAAUAGUCCCAGGCCCUUAACUCCAAGACUAUUUAAGUUAUUGGUCAGCAACAUCCGGGCACAGUCUUGCCUUUAGUAGGUAAAUUAUUUUGGAAUGGUUUUUUAACCCAAAGUGGGGGCAUAUGACAGCAUCACCAUCCUGGCGUACUUCCUUUCUGCCUCUACAGAAUUAGAGGAAAUGCUGAAGUAUUAAUGGUCCUAGAAGUGGCCUUCCAGUGAAGACUAGUUUGGCAGCUUACCCUGGGGUUAUCCAGACAUCCCUCCCCUUCAGACUGUUCUGGAGCUUCCAUCAGGCGCACAGAAAACGCCAGGGAAGCUGUCAAACUGGUCUUGUGGCACCAUAAUCACAACAUUGGCCUAUCCCGGGGUGAGUUAAAGGGACACUGUCUCCUAUUAAGAGUUAAAUCGAUCACUUUGUUUAUGCAGCUCUAGACACAUUCCCUUGAUAAGAUUCACAUAGCCUCUUUAUUGCACUUUGUUUAAUAAUGACUGCUAUCCCCUGUACUGUUAAUUGCUUGCUAGAGCCUGCAACAGCCUCCUGUGUGUAAUCAAAAUUCAUAUAACCGAACAGGAGCCAGAAACUAUAAAGUGCUGUAUAAUCUGAUUGAAAAUUUAAACUUAUUUACUUGGAGGCUUUGUGAGUCGUAACCAGGGGAAGUGUGGCUAGGGCGGUAUAAACAGAUACAAAAGUGAUUUCAUUCUUGGCUGAAAAAGUAAGACUGAAGAUGUUUUGGUGUAUAAAUUAUGCACCAGCAUAGUUAACGUUUAAAAAAGCACCAUAUCCAAUACAGCUCACCCACCCCUCCCCUCGAUUUUAGAGCAGUUUGACUUUUAAUUGGGAUCAGCCAGACGCAGCUCCCUGGAUGCACUAGAAUCUGUCUGAGCUCCUCCUAGGUAUAGGGGCUUCCAGCUCUGUUGAUAGUGGAUGCAGGGAGUUACUUUUGGCAGAAUCCAGGUAAGAAUUCAAAUCUUUCUGGUAUGGGGGUGACGGGGCAUUUUGCUGUAGCGAUUAUGGUGUUUGCCAUACCAGCAUGUAAAUGGAAAAACUAUAUAAAAAAAAUUAAAUAGCUAAGCUAGCUUUUAGGUUGUGCUAAAACUGAAGUCAAUAUAGGUGGUGGUAACAAAGGAUGGUCCAGGCACUCAAGGUGAAAUAAAGUUAAGCAGGUUUAUUGGAGCAGAAAUAAAAGAUUCUUUUCGACCCCGUCGUUUGUUUGUUUUUUCUCCAAUAAACCUGCUUAACUUGGUUUCACCUUGAGUGCCUGGACCAUCAUUUGUUACCACCACCUAUAUUGCCUUCAGUUUUAGCACCUAAAAUUCUUUAUCGUUUUUCCAUUUACAUGCUUGUAUGGUAAAUGUAAGGUAAUGCCCGAUCGCACAUUGGAGUCCAGGAUAGUUUGGUAUCCUACACUUUAAAAAAUAAAAUAAAUAUAGAUCAGGGGUUCCCAACCCAGUCCUCAACUACCUCCUACCAGUCCAGGAUUUAGGGAUUACCCUGUUAUGUCUAAAGUUUUAUUUUCGUAUUUUUUUUUUUUUAUUUAUAAAAACACUUUAGACACAACUGGGUAAUCGCUAAAUCCUUGACUGAUGGGGGUUACUUGAGAACUGGGUUGGGAACCACAGCUAUAGGUGAUGGUGGUUCAACUACCUUAAAUUGAAUUGGACUAUACUGGAACAUACAAAGAGUAAAACAUGUUUCAGGUAGCGUCUUAAUCAUAUAUCCCACUUUAAUUUAAGGCAGUUAAGGUGCUUUCACAUUUGUUUAUAUUGGCUUACUAUGGGUGAGAGCUAAGCAGAAGCCAGAGAGACCUGCAGUCAUUUAUUUAAAAAUCAAAGAAGUGACAGUUCCCCUUUAGGAACUCUCUUGGUACUUAAGCCCAACAUAUCUAUGGGUAUACAUUUUGGGGUUUCUACAUUCAGGUAGAACCAACAGCGCAGGUCAUUUUCUAAUAAAAGGAAAGUAUGAAGGUAGUAUACCCGUAUUGAGGUGCUAGAAAAACAUAAGUGCUAUGAGUAAUAAUACAGAUGAGAGGCUGAACAUACAAAUCAAAAACAAAAAAUAAUUUAUUGAGAAAGAUAUUAAAAAUUGCCAAAGAAUUGGCAAUCACCCAAAG
Messenger RNA from Pelobates cultripes (western spadefoot toad), 23125 nucleotides. The record is from the annotation of a GenBank genome assembly. Lineage: Eukaryota; Metazoa; Chordata; Amphibia; Anura; Pelobatidae.